CGUAUUAAUGGCGAAUUCAUGUGCGAGCACUAAUAAACGAAAGGGUCGCGCUUCAAGUAGUGAUAGUAAUAAAAAGGAGAGCACUCAGGAGGUCGUGGUCCUUUUUAAGUCGCAGCUUGUCAAAAAAAAUGUGGAACAUCAGCUGCGCCGUGAAAUUGAGAUCCAGACGCACCUAAGGCAUCCAAACAUCCUUCGAAUGUAUAAUUAUUUUUACGAUGAGGCGCGCAUUUUUCUGAUAUUAGAAUAUGCAGCGGGCGGUGAACUCUACAGGAGGCUGCGACAGUGUGGUACUUUCGAUGAUGAACGUACAGCAAAGAAAGUUAUCCAUCGUGACAUAAAGCCAGAGAAUCUGCUUCUGGGUCUAUUUGGCGAGGUGAAGAUAGCCGAUUUUGGGUGGAGUGUGCAUGCGCCAAAUUCCAAGCGAAAAACGAUAUGUGGCACACUGGACUAUAUGUCACCUGAAAUGGUGGAACGCCAGAGUCACGAUGCUACGCCCCCGUUUGAACGCGAGGACGCCAAAGAUACGUACGCUCUUAUCAUGGCCGUCAAAUAUAUCUUUCCAGAGAGCGUUAGCGAAGGUGCCAGAGAUUUGAUCAGCAAGGUACAUAUUUUGAUCCCAGUUGUUCAAUGUCAUACAUAAAC
This is a messenger RNA of Gongylonema pulchrum, 642 nucleotides long. Lineage: Eukaryota; Metazoa; Nematoda; Chromadorea; Rhabditida; Gongylonematidae. The record is from the annotation of a GenBank genome assembly.